Leptonychotes weddellii (Weddell seal) is the source of this 2218-nucleotide messenger RNA. RefSeq names its product BRF1 general transcription factor IIIB subunit (gene BRF1). NCBI's taxonomy places the organism in Eukaryota, Metazoa, Chordata, Mammalia, Carnivora, Phocidae. Gene Ontology annotation, molecular function: RNA polymerase III type 3 promoter sequence-specific DNA binding; TBP-class protein binding; RNA polymerase III general transcription initiation factor activity. Gene Ontology annotation, biological process: transcription preinitiation complex assembly; transcription by RNA polymerase III; DNA-templated transcription initiation. The record is from RefSeq and is a predicted model, not a curated record. Gene Ontology annotation, cellular component: transcription preinitiation complex; transcription factor TFIIIB complex; nucleus.
CCUUGACUCCUGCCACAGACAUGCUCCUCGACCUCAGUGACCUGCUCCAGGUGAACGUGUACGUGCUGGGGAAGACGUUCCUUCUUCUGGCAAGAGAACUGUGCAUCAACGCGCCGGCGAUCGAUCCGUGCCUGUACAUCCCGCGCUUUGCCCACCUGCUGGAGUUUGGGGAGAAGAACCACGAGGUGUCCAUGACGGCCCUGAGGCUCUUGCAGAGGAUGAAGAGGGACUGGAUGCACACCGGCCGGCGCCCCUCAGGCCUCUGCGGAGCAGCACUUCUGGUUGCAGCCAGGAUGCACGAUUUCCGGAGGACCGUCAAAGAGGUCAUCAGCGUGGUCAAGGUGUGCGAGUCCACGCUGCGCAAGAGGCUGACGGAGUUUGAAGACACGCCCACGAGCCAGCUGACCGUGGACGAGUUCAUGAAGAUCGACCUGGAGGGGGAGUGUGACCCCCCUUCGUACACGGCAGGGCAGCGGAAGCUGCGCAUGAAGCAGCUUGAGCAAGUCCUGUCCAAGAAACUGGAGGACGUUGAAGGUGAGAUAUCCAGCUACCAGGAUGCCAUCGAGAUCGAGUUAGAGAACAGCCGGCCGAAGGCGAAGGGGGCCCUCGCCAACCUGACUAGGGACGGCUCCGUCGAGGACUCCACGUCCAGCUUAUUUGGUGAGGAGGACCCCGAGGACGAGGAGCUGGAGGCUGUCGCCAGCCACCUGAACAAGGAUUUCUACCAAGAGCUGCUUGGCGGCAGCAUUUCCAGCAGCUCCGAGGUGGCUGGAGGCCCUGAGGGGGCCAAGGGGCCCCCGGCCCUGGAGUCCCUGCUCGGCCCCCUGCCCACGGCGGCCAGCCUGGGCAUCUCGGACUCCAUCCGAGAGUGCAUCUCCUCCCAGAGCCAGGACCCCACGGACGGGUGUGGGGACGGCGAGCUGGACCUCAGUGGCAUCGACGACUUGGAGAUUGACAGGUACAUCCUGAACGAGGCGGAAGCCCGCGUCAAGGCCGAGCUGUGGAUGCGGGAGAACGCCGAGUACCUGCGGGAGCAGAGGGAGAAAGAAGCAAGAAUCGCGAAGGAGAAGGAGCUUGGCAUCUACAAGGAGCACAAGCCCAAGAAGUCUUGUAAGCGACGGGAGCCGAUUCAGGCCAGCACGGCCGGGGAGGCCAUUGAAAAGAUGUUGGAGCAGAAGAAAAUCUCCAGCAAGAUCAACUACAGCGUGCUCCGGGACCUCAACAGCAAGGGUGGGGGCAGCCUGCAGGGGGAGGACGUGCAGCCCGAGGAGCGGGCCAGUGCCCGGAAGCUGUCUCGGAGGAAGACGCCUGCCGGCAGGAGCGGAACUGACCCCGUGAGCAGCGUGGGGAAAAGGCUGAGGCCCAUGGUGUCUGCACAGCCAGCCAAGAAGGCAGCCGUAGGAGAGACCUCGCCCACCCUGGGAGCCGAGCCUGUCCGGCCCUCAGCGGUGGUGGAGAGCGGGCCGGUGUCCUACCACCCCGAGGAGGACCCUGACGAGGAGGACCCCGACGAGGAGGACGGGGAGCCCUGUGUCAGCGCCCUGCAGAUGAUGGGCAGCAACGAUUACGGCUGUGACGGCGAGGAGGAGGAGGGUUACUGAGCCCGCCCUGCAGCCAGCGGCGUCUGGCGGGGCUCAGACGGGGCCUCUGUGGGCCCGCCUGCCCUGCGGCCCUCGCCACAGCCGCUCGGCACCUCCGUGGCCCUCGCCGCCGGGACCACAUCUGGAGCACCGUAAGGAGCGUUUGCCAGCGAGGGGACUGGACCCGUGUCUGCGCGUCCCGUGAGAUGUGGGUCUUACAGCCCGGGGACCCUCACAGGUGGCACCGCCUUGUCCCGUGGGAGGACACUGAGGCACGAGGAGGCUCACUCGUGGAAGUGAGUGCCGGACUGGAGGGGCUGAAGCUCCCCACCGGCUGCCCCAGUGAGGCCUCGGCCCCCACCCAGCCCCUCCCGCGCUGCGUCUUCAGCCGGACCCGGACUGUCCCGCGCCUGGCCACAGCCCGGCCGCUGGUGGCCUGAGUCAGCCGCACUCUCAGCAGAUGUGGGACGGUCGGCUCCACGCCCCCGGGUGCACAGCUGCUCUGGGGGGGUGCCCUGCGCAGCCCAUGUGGCUGGCCUGGGUGUCGGGCUGGCCCUGCGCCGAGCCGGAGUCAGGCAGAGCGGGGUCUUGUUUGAGCUGGGGUCUGGCUCAGGGCCUGCAGAGGGAUGGCGGGCAGA